AUGCACAUCCACGUACCCGUGUAUGGCUUUGUCUCAACAUCACCCAUACUCUCCUCUUCAAACAGCAUUGAUGGGAAUUAUCUCGAAAAUCACGGACUAAAUCGUACGGACACACUACUCAAGGCCGACAACUACACUUGGGCUCCUUUGCCCGCCUCUGUCAUAGCGCCACCUCAAUGGCUGCGCGAAAUGAACCGCGGAAAUGAUAUGCACUGGGCCGAAGACAUUAAUAGUAUUGCGCUGCUGUUGAAGGACGGGUUUGACAAGAAAGAUUGUGUGGGGGUGGAGAGGGUCAUAAAGCAAUACUUUGAUGUUGAUCAGCUAGUAGACUAUAUAGCUAUCAAUACUAUACUAUUAGAGGGGGAUCAGACGUACCACAACUACCUGCUGCACAGGAGGCAGGGCGAAGUCAAGUGGCGACAUUUUUUCUGGGACAAGGAUGGGGCAUUGGACUUGUUUCGCUCUCCGCAAAAGAUCAAAAAUUACAAUACGUUUAAAUUCGGGGUGUCUUACAAGAAUGGCGUGAUGGUGCAUUUGCGGUAUCAGCCCAAUUAUUUGCUACAGAACUUUUUGAAUGCAAAGGGUAUGUACGAGAAGGUGCACAAGAAAGUAUUGGAGUUCACGGACAAGAAGACGGGUCUACUGAAUGGAAAACGCUUUACAACGACGAUAAGCAAUUUCAGCAAGCGAGUGAGACCGUUUGUAGAGAAGGGUAAAGCCGAUAAAAUAACGCAUAAGGUCUUCGACGCAGAGAUCAAACGGUUGAAGAAAGUGUACGCGCAUCCCGAGAAACUCUGGGAGGAGUUCGAGGUUAAGUGGUGGGGCAAGAACGGCACAGCUCCCACGUGUGGCGAGUGGAGUUAGGUGUCCAGAUGAGAUAGUAUCGGUAAACGUACGGAGACUUGGCUAAGUCGAAACAAAUGCCAUGUGCUGCAAAACACGCACACAUUGCUCCACAGAGUUGAAACAACAUUAGAAAAACGAGGUCGACUAUUCUGAGCCUCUAGUGCGAUGACAUAGCGAGGGCCACUGAGCAUUAAUAUUGUAGUGUGCUGUUUGUACAUCAAACAUAAAGACUGACUGAAAACAUGAG
Sphaeroforma arctica JP610 is the source of this 1093-nucleotide messenger RNA. RefSeq lists its product as hypothetical. NCBI's taxonomy places the organism in Eukaryota, Ichthyosporea, Ichthyophonida. The transcript has a single exon. The record is from RefSeq and is a predicted model, not a curated record. The coding region runs from base 1 to 864 and encodes 287 amino acids.